AUGAGGAAGGAUGCAGUCUUUGAUUGGGACCAGUCAUGCCAAAAUUCAUUUGAUAGCAUAAAGAAGUAUCUGCUCAACCCUCCGGUCUUAAGUGCGCCUGCAACUAGAAUACCAUUAAUAUUAUAUAUUGCGGCUCAAGAGACCUCGCUCGGGGUAUUACUUGCACAAGAAAAUGAUAAGGGUAAGGAAUCUGCACUCUACUAUCUAAGUAGAACUCUGACAGGAGAUGAAUUAAAUUAUUCUCCAAUUGAGAAAAUGUGUCUCGCCCUCUUCUUUGCAAUAGAUAAACUGAGACAUUAUAUACAAGCCUUCACUAUACACUUGGUGGCAAAAGCUGAUCCUAUCAAAUAUAUCUUAUCAAGGCUAGUCAUCUCGAGACGGCUCGCGAAGUGGGCUAUUAUACUCCAACAAUAUGAUAUUGUAUAUAUCCCCCAAAAAGCAGUGAAGGGCCAAGCAUUGGCAGAUUUCCUGGUUGAUCAUCCAGUUCCAUCAAAUUGGAAAUUAUGUGACGACUUACUUGAUGAGGAAGUAUUAUUUGUUGAAAGCAUGGAGCCUUGGAUCAUGUUCUUUGAUGGUGCGGCACGAAGAAGUGAAGCUAGUGUUGGCAUUGUCUUCAUUUCUCCUGAGAAACAUAUGUUGCCAUAUAGCUUCACACUCGGUGAAUUAUGUUCAAAUAAUGUUGUCGAGUACCAAGCCUUUAUUAUCGACCUUCAAAUGGCUUCAGAAUUUGGAAUAAAGUGCAUAGAAAUAUUCGGCGAUUCGAAGUUAAUCAUAAAUCAGCUCUCUUAUCAGUACGAGGUAAAGCAUCAAGACUUGAAGCCUUACUUUAGUUAUGCUAGAAGAUUGAUGGACAGAUUUGACAGCAUAAUAUUGAAGCAUAUACCGAGAUCAGAAAAUAAGAAAGCUGAUGCACUUGCAAAUUUGGCCACUGCUUUAACAGCCUCAGAAGAUAUACCAAUAAACAUUUCCCUUUGCCAAAAAUGGAUUGUGCCUUCAAUUGAAAGUCAAUACGAAGAAGCUGAUGUGAUAUCUGUGUAUACAAUUGAUGAAGAAGAUUGGCGCCAACCCAUUAUAGACUAUUUGGAGCAUGGAAAACUUCCCACCGAUCCUCGACAUAGAGCUGAAAUACGUAGAAGAGCUGCGAGAUUUAUUUAUUAUAAAGACACACUUUACAGACGCUCAUAUGAGGGACUUCUACUGCGAUGCCUAGGAAAAGAAGAAUCGACAAAGGCCUUAGAGGAAGCUCAUUCAGCCACCAGAGCCGCCCAUCCGACAAUAGCUUCAUGGCCUUUUGAAGCUUGGGGACUCGACCUGGUUGGACCUAUCACGCCUAAAUCAUCGGCUGGUCAUCCUUACAUCCUUGUAGGAACUGAUUAUUUUUCUAAAUGGGCUGAAGUCGUGCCAUUAAGAGAAGCAAAGAAGGAAAACAUUGUAAAUUUCGUUCAGACACACAUCAUUUACAGAUAUGGUAUUCCUCAUCGUAUCGUAACUGAUAAUGGAAGACAAUUCGCUAACACUUUGAUGGACAAGCUAUGUGAAAAAUUUAACUUCAAACAGUACAAGACUUCUAUGUACAAUGCUGCAGCAAAUGGAUUGGCAGAAGCAUUCAACAAAACUUUGUGCAGUCUGCUUAAAAAGGUGGUCUCCAAGACAAAAGAGAUUGGCAAGAAAAGAUUUGGGAAGCAUUGUGGGCCUACAGAACUACCCAUCGUACUCCUACGGGUGUUACACUUUAUUCCUUAG
Molecule: messenger RNA, 1743 nt
Organism: Cucumis melo (muskmelon)
Lineage: Eukaryota; Viridiplantae; Streptophyta; Magnoliopsida; Cucurbitales; Cucurbitaceae
Exons: 2
Coding region: 1-1743 (580 amino acids)
Biological process (GO): DNA integration
Molecular function (GO): RNA-DNA hybrid ribonuclease activity; nucleic acid binding
Source: RefSeq, a predicted model, not a curated record